CUGUGUUUUGUGACUCAAGACAGAUAUUAGAGUAGUUCAACAACACAUGAAACUGGGUAGAUGCACACAUGCCCAAAGUUGAGGCUGUGCCAGUUUAUACUGUAAAAGUGUUUACAGCCAUGUUUUUAUGCAGGCAUGUAAAAUAGCAGUAGCAUACCCAAGUGCUAUUUUCCGUGUGGGUCACUAAAAGCUGAUACAAACAGGAUGUAAUGGGUCACUAGAAAAUCUUACCAUCUGACCAAGACUGUCGUAGGCAACCUCAUGACUGAUGGUCAUAUGAAAAGCAAAUUUGUUUCAGUUUUCUGUGCAAUGGUAAAUUUUACACAAUCUAUAAUGUAAUAUUUAAUGUAUAUUACAUAGUCUUAUAUGCAUGUAGUAUUAUGUACUAUAAUUAUGUAGUAUAAUGCUUAGGCUUAUGGAAGAGCCUACCUAAACUCAGAUAACAUGCCUAUGAAGUUUCAGAAAAAAUAAGUGAAAAACCCAACCCCAAAGGUGAUCUGUUGCCAUUAUUUUUGUCCACUUGCAUGGCAUAAAAGUUUGACAUUGUCAAUAAGCCAUUUAAGACAAGCAUCUAAUUCCUAUAAACACUUUUUAACUGAAUUCUAGAAGGCAGUUGUGGCUUCACCUCUGCAGAAAUUCUACAUUUUCCUAAUUAACUGGGAAAACAAAAAUUUAGUACCUUCAGCAGGUUUCUCUUCACUUGGUUUCAAGCUCUGUGAAAAGCCACCAUAGAAAAACUUCUUAAAAAUCAAAUUGCAGCAGCAAUACAGUCCCAUCUAGGGGAAGAGAACUGCUUUUCUAUAACUUUUUUUUUUUCCCCUCCCACACUGGACAAUACUGGCGGGUUGAGAUUUAACCAGAGAUGGGCUCCUUUUACAAGAUUGCUUAUAUAAAGCGAAGAUAAUGCCAGCUGGGUUCAUUUGAAAGAGGACAUCUUGGGAAGAGCCGACAGCGCAGCUACUGGAAUAAGACCGGAAUGAAAAUCUGAAAUACUUAUCCCCUUCCUGUCCUGUAGAUCACUGCAAGAAAUGCUGACUCUUACUGUGUAUCUGCUGGUCAUCUUGGCUCGAGCUCUUGGGGGGCCUUGCAGUCCAAAUAAAGCAGAUGUAAUUCUGGUAUACUGCUAUCCUAAAACCAUCAUUACCAGAAUUCCAGAGUGUCCUUACGGAUGGGAGGUAAAUCAGCUGGCACUUGGAGGCAUUUGCUAUAAUGGGAUCCACGAUUCAGGAUAUUACCAAUUCACAAUCCCAGACCUGUCACCUAAAAACAGAUCAUACUGUGGGACACAGUCAGAGUUCAAGAAUCCCAUUUACCACUUCUACAACUCCAUCGUCUCCAAUGACUCCUCAGUAAUUGUGAAGAGCCAGCCUGUGAAUUACUCGUUCACCUGCUCAUACAAUGCCAACUAUCUGGUGAACCAGGCUGCCUUUGACCAAAGGGUGGCCACCGUCCAUGUGAAGAAUGGGAGCUCUGGCUCAUUUGAAAGUCAGCUGUCCCUCAACUUCUACUCUAAUGCCAAGUUUUCAAGUAUAAAGGAAGCCCCUUUCGUCGUUGAAACAUCAGAAAUCGGUUCUGACAUAUUUGCUGGAGUGGAAGCCAAGGGCUUAAGCGACAGGUUCAAAGUUGUUCUCAACAACUGCUGGGCAACUCCCUCCUCAGAGUACUUCUACCAGAUCCACUGGCCUCUGAUCACCAAGGGGUGUCCCACAGACUACUCCAUCAUUGUGCACGAGAAUGGGAAAACAAACCGAGCGACCUUCCAGUUCAAUGCUUUCCGCUUCCGGAACAUCCCCAAGCUGUCCAAGGUGUGGCUACACUGCGAGACGCACGUCUGUGACAGCGAGAAGUUCUCCUGCCCAGUGAUAUGUGAUAGACGAAAACAGCGCAUGGAACAAACCGGAGGUGUUUUAGUGGCAGAGAUCUCUGUACGCAGCAAAGGUUUAUCCAGAUUUUACACACUCUCAGAUAUCAUCUUCCACCUACUCUUUGUGAUUGGAUUUUGUGCUGUUUUAUUAUAAAAUGCAGCCCAACUGUGUUUCUUAACUUCCCCCAAUCCUGUUUGGACCUGGACUUCUUUACUAAAGACGUUUAUUUUACAGAAGAAAAAUGAAAGCCACAAAAAAAUCCUUGUGCAUCAUUUUA
This is a messenger RNA of Chiroxiphia lanceolata (lance-tailed manakin), 2142 nucleotides long. RefSeq names its product tectorin beta (gene TECTB). The transcript has 11 exons. Gene Ontology annotation, cellular component: cell surface. Bases 1029 to 2018 code for a protein of 329 amino acids. The record is from RefSeq and is a predicted model, not a curated record. Lineage: Eukaryota; Metazoa; Chordata; Aves; Passeriformes; Pipridae.